Emiliania huxleyi CCMP1516 is the source of this 1056-nucleotide messenger RNA. RefSeq lists its product as hypothetical. The record is from RefSeq and is a predicted model, not a curated record. Bases 1 to 1056 code for a protein of 351 amino acids. Gene Ontology annotation, molecular function: mannosyltransferase activity. Lineage: Eukaryota; Haptophyta; Isochrysidales; Noelaerhabdaceae. The transcript has a single exon. Gene Ontology annotation, biological process: mannosyl-inositol phosphorylceramide biosynthetic process.
AUGUGCGGCCCGCAUUGCUGUGCCUUUUACGGCAAGCGGCGGCAGCCCACCAAGGAGCCAGCCGUUCCGCGCGGCCAACUCCCUGCGGUUGCUCUGCGGUCCAAGCCUUCGCGAAGAGUCCGUUACGCCUACUCGGCUCUACGCCGGGCGCGGGCGAGGCCGUGUCAGCUGGUCCAGAGCCCCUUCCUCUACGGCUUCGACGAGGAGCUCUGUGCCGAGUACGUGUCCCAGCCGCUGGCCACGCCUCCCAGCUGCCCGGCCAACCUGACGCAGGGCGUGCCGCGGCUCUACCAUGCGGUUGGCAAGGGCGCCGCUCGUCCACCGAACGUGGACAUGAAUGCCGCCGUCCACCUCCGCGGCUUUGAGGUGCGGUACCAUGACGACAAGUCUGCGGCCGCGUACGUGUCCGAGCACUGCGGAGAGGAGGCCGGUCAGGCGUACCGCUGUUUCGUCGCCCCCGCGUACCGGGCCGACCUCUUCCGCUUCUGUGCGAUGUACGCCGAGGGCGGCGUGUAUGUUGACACCGACAUCGUGCUGCUCGAGCCCAUCGGUAGCAUCGUCAACACGUGUGACGGUGCGUCCAUCGGGUACGACAUCCCUGCGGCAGCCAGACAGUCUGAGCGGAAGCAGAUGAAGCUUCUCGCGAGCGUCCCGUCGCACCCGUUGGCCCGCUGCAUGGUCGAGUCGAUUGUCGACAACGUGCGGCACCGGUUCGUCUCCCGUAAGCGGCCUCUGCUGCUUACCGGCCCCGAGCUGCUGCAAGAGUGCUACAACCGGACGCGUGCGGCGAGCGACAUUAUGGUCACGUACCGCGACUCUGUGCGCGCGGUCUACCCGUACACGGGCCUCGUCGGCGCCCGUGGGCUCAUCGCCUUUGAGCAGCCCAACACCAUGGACUACCCGCAGACGACGAGCACCCCCAUCAGCGGCGACAUGCGAUGGACCAGCAAGACAUUCCGCCAGCCCGUGUCGAGCCAGGUGGCUGCGAUGCGGUACGGCUCGCUCACGUCGAAGGGUAGGAUCUACACCAGGGGGUGCGCGGUGCCCAAAAGGUAG